UUACACGUUUGUCUCUCUCCCUGUCGCCUUCAUCAAAAGCCCCUGAGAUAUGCAUGCACGUAGGCAUGUGUGUGUUUGUGCAUACGUGAGGUGUGUGCUGACUGACUGCCUGGCCGACUGACUGACCGUAGUGGCGCCCCCCCAGCCGACGAGAUGGGUCAUGUUCCGGCUCUUCCAGAACUUACGGUCCAAAUCCUGUGUGUGCACACACAUAUGCAAAUGCACAUACAUUGAGGAAGGAGGGACAGGUAUCUGCAUGUACAUAUGUACAUAUCUUACCUACCUGAAGUUUGCGGUCGAGGAUUCGGUAUGCAUUGCGCUCCACCGUCUCCGUCCGACCUGCACACACACAAUCACACACACAUCCAUAGGAUGUGUGUGUGUGUGUGUGUGUGUUAGGUGCACAGCGGCUAUGAUUUGCCGCUGUACGUCAACCCUUUUCACCUCAUCCCAUUCUACGGUACACUCACACACACCAAUCUUGCGUGUUUGUGGAGCGGUGUACCUCCCUUAGCACCGGUCGAUCCCGGUGUCUCCCUCUCCCCCCCGCUCCCGACUCCCCGUUCGCCGUACUUGACGCGCUGGUCCUCCAGCCAACCGGGGGUCAGAUGGUCGAUGUAACUACACACACACAAUGCAAUGCCAUCCAUCCAUGUCAUGACACACACAGACGCCCUUGGGUUGGGUGUCUGUCUGUGCGUUGCUUAUGUACGUACGUCCAGAGGGAUGGCAGCUGUAUGGGCAGCUCCUCUGCACGGCCGUCGAUCGCUGAUAUGUGCAAGGGCUGUGGGGGCGGGGGGGAGACACACACACACGGAUACGCACACACACACACACACAGAUACGCACACACACACACACACACACAGUGACGCGCGUGUGUAUGUGUGUUCUUGGCGGCGUCCCUGAGCAUGUCUCUCUGCCGUGUGGACUGCCGCGAUGGCGGGGCGUGCAGGUACUUGGAGGCCAUCGUAGGAAAGGGCGCCGGCAGGUCCUUGUACGCCAGAAGAGGCACACCCAAUGGCUGCAGGGAACAUCGAUAUAUCAGCAU
Messenger RNA from Vitrella brassicaformis, 1051 nucleotides. Lineage: Eukaryota; Vitrellaceae. The record is from the annotation of a GenBank genome assembly.